AUGAAUAAAAAAGAAAAAGAACCAUAUCUAGUUGGCAUAAAUGUUCUGGAGAAAUCUACUGAUGAAGAGACUGCUACUGUCGAUAGGCUUUUAGCUGAGAAUAUUGUAGCAGCCGCUAGGAUCCAAACUGGCUACAUUAAGGAAGUCCGAAGACAUGGAAGAAAGGAGUCAGGCAAGCCACGAGUACUUAAGAUUCGACUUGAAGAUACAUGGCUAUGUUUGUAUUGA
Dracunculus medinensis (Guinea worm) is the source of this 228-nucleotide messenger RNA. Lineage: Eukaryota; Metazoa; Nematoda; Chromadorea; Rhabditida; Dracunculidae. The record is from the annotation of a GenBank genome assembly.